CUGGUGCGAACAGAGUGACCCGCUGCGGCUGGGGACCCCACGGCAGAGAUGGCGCUGGUGCUGGCACUGGCCGGGCUCGCGGCCUCACUCCUGGCCCAGCCGUGUGAGGGAUCCGCCCCAGCCGCCUCCCAGGCAGUAGAGACCACAGUCCUUCGGGACUGCAUAGCAGAGGCCAAGCUGCUGGUGGACACGGCCUAUAAUCACACUCAGAGGAGCAUCAAGCAGCGCCUGCGCAGUGGCUCCGCCAGCCCCAUGGAUCUCCUGUCCUACUUCAAGCAACCAGUAGCAGCCACCAGGACAGUCGUUCAGGCUGCCGACUACAUGCAUGUGACCUUGGGGUUGCUGGAGGAGAGAUUACAACUCCAGGGAUCCAGGACCGUCAACGUUACUGAUGUGCUAACAGCACCCCAGCUGCAGCUGCUGUCCCAGGCCAGUGGCUGCGCUCUGCAGGACCAGGCCGAGAGGUGCAGCAACAAGUAUCGCACCAUCACCGGGAGGUGCAACAACAAGAGGAGACCCUUGCUGGGGGCCUCCAACCAGGCCCUGGCCCGCUGGCUGCCAGCCGAGUAUGAGGACAGGUUGUCGCUCCCCUUCGGCUGGACACCAGGCAGGAGGCGCAACGGCUUCCUCCUCCCUCUCGUCCGGGCUGUCUCCAACCAGAUCGUGCGCUUCCCCAGAGAGAGGCUGGCCUCCGACCGCGGCCGGGCCCUCAUGUUCAUGCAGUGGGGCCAGUUCAUCGACCAUGACUUGGACUUCGUGCCCGAGUCCCCAGCCAAAGUGGCCUUCACUGCUGGCGUUGACUGCGAGAGGACCUGUGCUCAGCUGCCCCCCUGCUUCCCCAUCAAGAUCCCGCCCAAUGACCCCCGCAUCAAGAACCAGCGCGACUGCAUCCCGUUCUUCCGAUCCGCACCCUCGUGCCCACAAAACAGAAACAAAGUCCGCAACCAGAUCAAUGCGCUCACCUCCUUCGUGGACGCCAGCAUGGUGUACGGCAGCGAGGUCUCCCUGGGCCUGCGGCUGCGCAACCAGACCAACCAUCUGGGGCUGCUGGCCGUCAACCAGCGCUUCAGGGACAACGGCCGCGCCCUGCUGCCCUUCGACACCCUGCACGAGGACCCCUGCCUCCUCACCAACCCCUCUGCGCGUAUCCCCUGCUUCCUGGCAGGUGACUUCCGAUCGAGUGAAACUCCCAAACUGGCUGCCAUGCAUACCCUCUUUGUACGAGAGCACAACCGGCUGGCUGCUGAGCUGAAACGCCUGAAUCCCCGGUGGAGCGGAAACAAGCUGUACCAGGAGGCUCGGAAGAUCGUGGGGGCCAUGGUCCAGAUCAUCACCUACCGAGACUUUCUACCUCUAGUUCUGGGCAAGGCCCGGGCCAGAAGAACCCUGGGGCCCUACAGGGGGUAUAACUCCAACGUGGACCCCCGUGUGGCCAACGUCUUCACUCUGGCCUUCCGCUUUGGCCACACCAUGCUCCAGCCCUUCAUGUUCCGCUUGGACAGCCAGUAUAGGGCCUCAGCACCCAACUCACAUGUCCCGCUGAACUCUGUCUUCUUUGCCAGCUGGAGGAUUGUGCAUGAAGGUGGCAUCGACCCCAUCAUGAGAGGCCUCAUGGCCACCCCGGCCAAGCUGAACCGUCAGGAUUCCAUAUUAGUGGAUGAGCUCCGGGACAAACUCUUCCAGCAGGUGAGAAGGAUUGGGCUGGACCUGGCGGCUCUCAACAUGCAACGCAGUCGGGACCAUGGCCUUCCAGGGUACAAUGCUUGGAGGCGCUUCUGCGGGCUUUCCCAGCCCCGGAAUCUGGCACAGCUUAGUCGAGUCCUGAAAAACCGUAAUUUGGCAAGGAAGUUCCUGAAUCUGUAUGGGACGCCUGACAACAUUGACAUCUGGAUUGGGGCCAUUGCAGAGCCUUUAUUGCCAGGGGCCCGAGUGGGGCCUCUUCUGGCUUGUCUUUUUGAGAACCAGUUUAGAAGAGCCCGAAGUGGAGACAGGUUCUGGUGGCAGAAGCGAGGUGUUUUCACCAAGCAACAGCGCAAGGCCCUGAGCCGGAUUUCCUUGUCUCGAAUUAUAUGUGACAAUACUGGUAUCACCACUGUUUCGAGGGACAUCUUCAGGGCCAACAUCUACCCCCGGGGUUUUGUGAGCUGCAGCCGCAUCCCCAGGCUGAGCCUGUCUGCCUGGCGAGGCCGGUGAGGCUUUUGCAGGAAUCCAUCCCACGCUUCCGCCCUUGGAAACAGGGGGACCUGGGAAGGCGAACAAGUCUCCCUUUUCCCCUGGUAGCUGCUGUAUCCUGCUCAUGUUUUUGCUGGCUGGUUCGUUGGCUGGGAGUAACCCCACAGCAGUGAAUCCUCCUGCCUUGGAAGACUCUUAGGUAUCAGGUCACGCUUCAGCUCCAGGUGCCAGGAUUUGUAAGCCAAGCAAGAUCUUGAAGGCCAGGCGAGAGGAGUCAUCUGAGGGCUUUCCAGCCACUUUCUUCUCUUUCCCAGCCUGUCCCCAAUCCCUGCGUGACACAGUCCUAAUCUCUGACUAACCCUAAUCACCCUCUGGAGCCUGCAGGUUGGACAGUGUGCUCAGUUUCUACCAAUAAAGUGACUGCUGAGUGCAGGGGCUGGCUUCUGUGUUGGUGAUGACGGUGUGACCUUGGUCCUAUGGCAUGCUCCAGAAGUUAGGGCUAAGGCACAGUGGGCACUAGCCUCUAACCUCCCCUGCACUGUUGUGAUGCCCACUUACAGUUGGGGACUGAGUUAAGGGAACCAGAAGAAACACCCUGGAUUGGGAAAUGGCAGAGGAGGGAAAGGGCAGCGGCAUCUGGAGACCUGACAUUCACAACAGCCUGGCAGCCCGCAACGUGAGCAGAAAAACAGCCAACAGAACAUCAGUCGGUA
Messenger RNA from Condylura cristata (star-nosed mole), 2885 nucleotides. RefSeq names its product eosinophil peroxidase (gene EPX). The transcript is spliced from 13 exons. Lineage: Eukaryota; Metazoa; Chordata; Mammalia; Eulipotyphla; Talpidae. Gene Ontology annotation, biological process: response to oxidative stress. Gene Ontology annotation, molecular function: heme binding; peroxidase activity. The coding region runs from base 49 to 2193 and encodes 714 amino acids. The record is from RefSeq and is a predicted model, not a curated record.